Molecule: messenger RNA, 8335 nt
Organism: Hyla sarda
Lineage: Eukaryota; Metazoa; Chordata; Amphibia; Anura; Hylidae
Gene: PXDN
Product: peroxidasin
Exons: 23
Coding region: 130-4521 (1463 amino acids)
Biological process (GO): response to oxidative stress
Molecular function (GO): heme binding; protein binding; peroxidase activity
Source: RefSeq, a predicted model, not a curated record
CUGAGCAGAGUGCGGGCUGUGUGGGCGAGGGGAGGACGUGCUGCCCCCUGUAUCCUCGGCUCCCCUUCCUUUAUAUAUGCCCUCUCCCCUCCCUGUGCCCCCUUAAGUGUGUCCCCCCCUGCUGCCAGCAUGGAGCUCUGCAGAGCAGGAGGCUUGUGGCUUCUCAUUACUGCGGGCAUUCUACUUCUUUUACCCCAGCAGAGCUUCUCCUGCCCCAGCCGGUGUCUGUGCUUCCGAACCACGGUGAGAUGCAUGCAUCUGAUGCUGGAGAACGUCCCCACCGUGUCCCCCCAGACCACUAUACUGGAUUUGCGUUUCAAUAGAAUAAAGGAUAUUCACCCGGGUGCGUUUAGAAGUCUAAAGAAUCUGAACACAUUACUUCUAAACAACAAUCAGAUUAAGAGGAUCCCAAGCGGAGCAUUUCAAGAUCUAGAGAGCCUCAAAUACCUCUAUUUGUACAAGAAUGAAAUCCAAUCCAUUGACAGGCAAGCUUUUAAAGGACUUGCCUCUCUAGAGCAACUGUAUCUUCAUUUUAACCACAUUGAAACCCUAGAACCAGAAUCUUUUCAUCAUCUACCCAAGUUGGAGAGAUUGUUUUUACAUAAUAAUCGAAUCACUCACCUGGUGCCUGGCACUUUCAGUCAGCUGGAGUCUAUGAAAAGACUGCGUUUGGAUUCCAAUGCUCUCCAUUGUGACUGUGAGAUCCUUUGGCUGGCGGAUCUUCUGAAGAUCUACUCGGAAUCUGGUAAUGCCCAAGCAGCCGCUACUUGUGAGUACCCACGAAGACUGCAGGGAAGAUCUCUAUCCACCAUUACACAGGCAGAACUGAAUUGUGAGCGGCCAAGGAUUACCUCAGAGCCUCAAGAUGUGGACGUUACCUUUGGGAACACUGUGUACUUCACAUGUCGAGCUGAAGGCAAUCCCAAACCAGAAAUCAUCUGGCUCCGCAACAAAAAUGAAUUGAGCAUGAAAGAGGAUCACCGACUGAAUCUCCUAGAAGAUGGAACAUUGAUGAUCCAGAAUACUCAGGAGACUGACCAGGGGAUUUAUCAGUGUAUGGCAAAGAAUGUAGCCGGGGAAGUGAAGACACAUGAGGUCACGCUUCGAUAUUACGGGACGCCAGCCCGCCCAAGUUUUGUGAUACAACCACAAAAUACAGAAGUGUUGGUUGGUGAAAGUGUCACACUGGAGUGCAGUGCCGCUGGUCAACCACAACCGAGAAUAACAUGGACCAGAGGGGAUAGGACCCCACUACCCAGUGACCCUCGCAUCACUAUUACACCUUCUGGAGGACUGUACAUUCAGGAAGUCAACCAAGAGGAUGCUGGGGAGUACACAUGUUUUGCAACCAACACGGUGGAUACUAUUCACUCAACUGGUUACAUCAUAGUCCAAGCCAUCCCACAGUUCUCGGUUGUUCCACAGGAUCGGAAUGUAUUUGAAGGCCACACUGUAGACUUCCAUUGUGAAGCACAGGGGAACCCAUCGCCAGUUAUUGCCUGGACCAAAGGAGGGAACCAGCUGUCUGUUGACAGAAGGCAUCAAGUUUUGCCCACUGGGACCCUACGGAUACUUCGCGUUGCUCUCCACGACCAGGGACAGUACGAGUGUCAGGCUGUGAAUAUCGUGGGAUCUAAAAGUACUUCGGCACAGCUGACCGUACAAGCCAGAGUGACCCCUGUUUUUGCUACUGUGCCCAAUGACAUGACUGCCGAGGUUGGUUCAGAAGUUCAAAUUCCUUGCAGCUCCCAAGGAGAUCCUUUACCUAUUAUAACCUGGAACAAGGAUGGCAUACAAGUCACCGAAAGUGGGAAAUUCCACAUUAGCCCUGGCUAUUUAGCUAUCCGCGAUGUCGGCCCUGCAGACCAAGGACGAUAUGAAUGUGUGGCCAGAAAUAGCAUUGGCUAUUCUUCCACCAGCAUGGUUCUGACUGUGACCGUUCCUGAAGUCAGUCGUACCGGGGAUCCCUUUGUUACCGUAUCCAUAAAUGAAGCCAUCGCCACAGUCGACAGGGCGAUCAACUCAACACGGUCGCAUUUAUUUGACGGUCGCCCCCGUUCUCCAAAUGACCUUCUGGCCCUCUUCAGAUAUCCCAGAGAUCCAUACACAGUGGAACAAGCUAGAGCAGGGGAGAUAUUCGAGCGAACCCUCCAGCUUAUUCAAGACCAUGUUCAGAAUGGUUUGAUGGUUGACCUAAAUGGGACAAGUUAUCACUACAAUGAUCUUGUAUCCCCUCAGUACCUGAACCUCAUUGCCAACCUGUCAGGAUGUCGAGCUCACAGGCGGAUCAAUAAUUGUACCAAUAUGUGCUUCCACCAGAAGUACAGAACCCAUGAUGGCACCUGCAAUAACCUCCAGCAUCCCAUGUGGGGCGCAUCUUUAACAGCUUUCGAACGACUAUUAAAAUCAGUGUAUGAGAAUGGAUUUAAUUUGCCAAGGGGAGUAAGCCCUGAUAGGGUGUAUAAUGGAUAUCCUCUUCCUCUGCCUCGUACGGUUUCUACAACUUUGAUCGGAACUCAUACGGUAACUCCGGAUGAACAAUAUACUCACAUGUUAAUGCAGUGGGGACAGUUCCUUGAUCACGACCUGGACUCUACAGUAGUUGCUCUAAGUCAGGCUAGAUUUUCUGAUGGACAGGAUUGCAGUUCAGUCUGUACGAAUGAUGCCCCAUGCUUCCCUGUCAUGAUUCCCCCAAAUGACCUGCGAGUCAGAAAUAACGCUCGCUGUAUGUUCUUUGUGCGUUCUAGUCCUGUUUGCGGAAGUGGAAUGACCUCUUUGCUGAUGAACUCUGUCUGUCCUCGGGAACAAAUGAACCAGUUGACCUCUUACAUUGAUGCCUCUAAUGUCUAUGGAAGUUCUGAUCAUGAAGCCCAGGAGAUCAGAGAUUCUGCUAGUCACAGAGGCCUUUUGAAACAAGGCAUUGUUCAACGAUCCGGAAAACCACUUCUACCUUUUGCAACUGGACCACCUACUGAGUGUAUGAGGGAUGAAAAUGAAAGUCCUAUUCCAUGCUUCUUAGCUGGUGAUUUCCGGGCCAAUGAGCAGCUAGGUCUGACCAGCAUGCAUACUGUAUGGUUUAGAGAACAUAACAGAGUUGCUGCAGAAUUGCUUAGACUAAACCCUCAUUGGGAUGGUGACACAAUCUACCAUGAGGCUCGCAAGAUUGUCGGAGCUGAAAUGCAACACAUAACCUAUGCCCAUUGGCUGCCAAAGAUUUUCGGAGAAGUUGGUAUGAAAAUGCUCGGGGACUACCAAGGUUAUGACCCCAACAUAAAUGCUGGAAUUCUUAAUGAGUUUGCAACAGCGGCCUUUAGAUUUGGCCACACACUUAUCAAUCCAAUGCUUUUCAGACUGGAUGAAAACUUUCAACCAAUCCCACAAGGUCAUUUGCCUCUUCACAAGGCCUUCUUCUCUCCAUACAGGAUUGUCAAUGAAGGUGGAAUUGAUCCUCUUCUACGAGGCCUUUUUGGGGUGGCAGGCAAAAUGCGUGUUACGUCUCAGUUGUUAAACACAGAGCUGACAGAAAAACUGUUCUCAAUGGCUCAUACUGUGGCCUUGGAUUUGGCAGCGAUCAACAUUCAGAGAGGACGCGACCACGGAAUACCGCCAUAUCAUGACUUUCGGGUAUUUUGCAAUCUUUCCACUGUGCACACUUUUGAAGACUUGAGGAAUGAAAUUCAGAAUCCAGAUGUCAUCGAGAAGCUAAGAAGGUUAUACGGCUCACCACUAAAUAUAGAUCUUUUCCCUGCACUAAUGGCGGAAGAUAUCAUUCCAGGCAGCAGGUUGGGGCCUACACUCAUGUGCCUGCUUACUACUCAAUUCAGAAAUCUAAGGAAUGGUGACAGGUUUUGGUAUGAGAAUCCUGGUGUGUUCACGCCGGCUCAGCUGACACAGAUCAAGCAGACCUCCCUAGCAAGAGUCCUCUGUGACAAUGGAGACAACUUCACCAAUGUACAGCCAGAUGUGUUUAAAGUAGCAGAGUUCCCACAUGGUUACGUUAGCUGUAAGCGGAUACCUCAGCUGGACCUCCGCCUCUGGAAAGAUUGCUGUGAAGACUGUAGGUCAAGAGGGCAGUUUAGCUCUUUCUCUGGUCACUUCCGAGGUAAACGUUCCGCAGAACAUAGCUAUAAAGAAGAAAAACCCCAAGAUGCACUUUCAACCAAUGAAGUUUCUAACUCUCAAAAUAUGAAUACCACUUUUAGCACUGAACAACCGAAGAAUAUGCCACUUGUCAGCGACUUCAAGGAUUUUGUUCUUGAUAUGCAAAAGACCAUUACAAGUCUAAGAAAACAGAUCAAAAAGCUUGAAUCGCGGCUAAGCAGUACGGACUGCACUGAUGAAAAUGGAAGGACACGCACCACUAACGAAAGAUGGAAUAAAGAUCCUUGUACAAAAUGUGAAUGUAAAAAUGGGUCCAUUACGUGUUUUGUGGAAUCCUGCCCUGCUGCUCCAUGUAUAGCGCCAAUAAAAACAGAAGGAACUUGCUGUCCAGUCUGCACAGAUGCUACACAGACCACAUAACACUAUACACGGACAUGGUUCCGUAGAACAGAAGUCCUCCAACCCAGGGUUACAGCAGACAUGUCUACACUGCGCAAUUUUUUUUUUUUUUACAAUUUUUUUUCUUCUUCAUUCAGCACUCCCACAGUAUCGUACAAUGGUUGUUUUUGUAUCUUUUUCUUUUUUCUUUUUUUUAUAACUAGUUACACCUAAAGUGGUCUCUCUUUUUAAAGGGAAGUAUAUAAAGCAAUGACAGGAUAUUAACAUUUGUGUCAGCCAUAUUUUAUUGGUUAAACGCUUCUCAGGUUGGGAAUACAAACUGGUGCUAAAUACGAUAUCUUGCCACAUUGGCGCAACCUUGUUAAGAUCCUAGCGACCCCACAAACAGCAAAUUCCCUUAUGUUUAAAGAAACUUCCGGUAUGUUUAAAGAUUUUAUACAAACUUAUCAUGUAGUCAUGGCAGUCAAUUAUUUAAGAGAAAAUAAUCUUGUUUUUAUUUUUAUUUUGCUUUGAGGAGAAGUAUACCCUUGGUCUCUGUGAGAGUUUCUCCAUUUUAUAUUAACUCAGGCCUAGCUCUGAUAAGAAUGUUGAAUAUAUAUUUCUACUUAUUUUUCUAUGCCUUUGAUAAUAAAACUUCCAGUUAAACGGAGGGUUGUCUGCGAUAAGACAAAAAGGACGCUCCACCUGCCCAUAGGCUGUAUCUGGCAUUGCAGAUCAUCUCUUUUUAAAGUAAAUUGAACUGAGCUGCAAUACCACACGCGACAAUGGGGGGGGGAGUCUGUUUUUGGAAGACAGUAGGCGUGUCAUUCUAAUCCCCUUAAGGGGUUUUCCCACAAAGAUAAAUGGGUGUAUACUGGUGCAUUUUGUGGAAUUAAACACAUUUCUCAUGUGCAACCAUUUCUGAAAAUGUUCAUACUUACUAAUACCCCAUAUACCUACUUUGUUCUGCCCUGCUGUUUGUGGUAACAAUAGUCCUAAAGGGAAUCUGUCAGCUGUAUUUUCUGCUAAGAGAUGCAGACACUGUUGGAGAGAUUUCAGGGAAUAAUAGUAAACUGCACCUUUCCUGGAGCUGAUGGUGGUUGCCAAACGUAUAAAAUUGCCCUUCUGCUUCUCAGCCAAGUGUCAAGGUGGAAGGGCCGAGCUGCUCAAGUGCCACAGCCUGGCCUUCCUCCUCACUCACUUUCACCUCUCAGCCCCACCUUGAUUUGAAGCCGAGCCUUGUACAUCAAUUAAGGGUGGGUUGGGAGAGUGAAGAGACAGGACAGGCUGUGGCUCUUUAGCAGCUCAGCCCCGCCUCCUUGACACUUGGCUGAUAAAGAAAAAAACUAUUUUAAAAGUUUGGCAACCGAUAUCUGUUCCAGGAAAGAUAUAUUGUUUUUUAUAUCUUUACAGCAAUACCAUGGUGUCUGCAGCACUUUGCAGCAGAUACAACGUGACAGAUUCAAUUUAAAAGCUGGUGGAGCAUGCUCAGUUCAAUUGCGUGUUUCUCCUUUUAUAUAUAUGUCCUUCUUUACAUGUAUGUGGCACACAUUUGAUUUUACCAACUUUUCUUCUUCCUGGGAAAACCCCUUUUAGGCAUUGCACAGAUGGACACACAGUUGUGGCCUGACUAAUUUUUGGUUCAAUUAUUUAGUUUCCCCCGUUUUUUUAAUCGUCUGCUGCACAGUGUUAUUGUUUUUUAUGCAGUCAUAAUUCUUCAUAAAGAUGUUUUAAUUGACACGUUUAUCUGAAUUCUAUUUCUGUGUUUUUAUUAAGUAAUCUUAUUUGCUAUGUACAGUGGAGGUAGCCAUUUUGUUAACCAGUAUUCAAAGAAGUCUGUAAAUGCACUGUUCACUAGUGCCCCCACCAUCUAUACACAUUGGGGGACUCAAUAUUAUACUAUGAUUAUAUAGAUGUACACCUAGUGGCCUAAGCUUGCAUCUUCAAUUAUCGUCAAUGGGUUGUUUGCCUGGAUAAUUUUCUCUUUAAAAUUCACAUACUGGAUAAAAAAAUGGGUACAGGGACUCGCUCACAUUGCCGUUGUGCUCUGGUAUAUGGAGCUCUGUCAUCAAGUCAAUCGGAUCAACAGGAGUUUAGCGGAGAAAAAACAGUGCAUGCACCAUUUUUGUUUCUCUGCAUAACUACUGUAAACUACUGGACUCCUGACAGAUUCCAUUUAAGUCAUUGGGACCCGUUGGGACCCGGUGGUGUCAGGUGUGCUACGACCCAUUUUGGGGCCUUUUGGGGUAAAAAAAAAAAAAAAAAAAAAGGAGCCCAAACAGAAGGAAGCACAAUGACAAUAUAAACUUAGCCUAACUCAUCUCUCCAAUUUACUGCCGCCAAUAUUGUUCUGAUAUUCUGAGUCCCAGCUGAUCUCCAAUUCCUGGACCUCCCUUCACAUGCAGGAGAUACCUGCUUAGCCAGUCACUAGCUGAGUUGAGUCACUGCUGUGGCCAGUGAUUGGCCCACUCAGCAUUUCCUAUGCAUUUCCUGUGUGCUGAUACGGGACUAGGAAGUGGAGAUCAGCAAGGAUCUAGAAUGGCAGUGGUGGUGGAUCAGGAGGUUAAUUUUAUUUUUCCGUCAUCUACUUUUCCAUUUUAAAGUUAAACUUCUCCUGCCGGACAGCCUUUGUAAUGGUUUGGGUUCAUAUAUCCAAAUUAAUGGAAGGACAACAAUCAUACCUCAUUUCUCCUUUUGAAUGGUGCUCGGUAGACAGUAAAACAUGGACUGAUGUAUUGUUCUCGUGUAAUUUCAUUUUAAUACUAUUCUUUCCAUAUACUGUACAUCUGCGUAUCAUGUUUCCAGUUGUGUCCAUCUGCACAACAAGGUUUUGAUUUGUAGAAUAACUGAUAAUAUAGCCUCAAAUCUACACGUGUUGCAGAAUGAACAUUCCAAGGAAAAUUCCAGGCUUUUUUUUCGAAUGAUGACUCUAGGGUUAGAAGCUUAACACCAGUUUUGUUUUUGCUUGUGCCCUAAGUAAUAGCUCUGCUUUCCGUCACCCAGGACACAGAUUCAGAUUGCUGCUCUAGCCCUGUAUCCAAAUUUCCUGGUUAAGGCACAGUGCAACAUCCACAUGCCCAACACCCUAGCAUUAAGCAGCCGGUGUGCGUGACCUGCCAGCCACGCUUCUAGAUAUGCCCCAGCUUACAUCUGUUCUUCGAACACCAACUCCUGUGUUGUUUUUUAUUAAUUUUUUUGUUUGUAUGUUUUUUUUUUAUAUGUUAUAACAUUUGUAUAGGAUUUAGGAACCUGAUUAAGUCAGUUAUUACAGCUGCCAAAGUUUAACCACCAAGAUUGUUUAUGAAUCUAAGAAGGAAAUAUUUCUUUGUCAUGAGUUAGUAGGCCAGUAUAUAAUUAAAAAAAAAAGUUGACCAACCUACUUUACGAAGGUAGACCCUUCAGACUGCUACUUGUGAUUGUACACCAGUGUCCUAACAGAAUCUGAAGGCGACUAAAUGUAUUUGUAACAUUUCAGAAAUACUACAUUUUGCUAAGAAUACUACUAAUUUUUUUCUAUUCAUAGUUACCGUAUGCUAGUUCUUUAUGGUUUGUAGCCAUGGAAAUAUAUUUUUUUCAUUGUAGAUUCCAAACUUUGGUGGCAUUAUGUUGUCCUGUAGAACGUUUUUACUAAUGUCAUAUGUUCUCUUUAACAAAGAUGAAACAAUUUACAGUCCGUCAAAGAAACAGCAAAAGAAAGUUGUCACUGUCACGUACUGUUUGAGGAGGUAAUGUGAACAGCAGUUAUUUCCCAGGAUCCCAACUGGUGCUCAAUCCUGACCACAAACACUUGGAUACACUUAGCAAAAGAAGAUAUGGAGGCACUCGAUACUUCAGCAAUAUCCAGUUUGUUCGGUCA